This is a messenger RNA of Dermochelys coriacea (leatherback sea turtle), 4459 nucleotides long. It is a transcript of the gene SLC24A5, whose product is annotated as solute carrier family 24 member 5. Gene Ontology annotation, biological process: intracellular calcium ion homeostasis; melanocyte differentiation; calcium ion transmembrane transport. Gene Ontology annotation, molecular function: calcium channel activity; calcium, potassium:sodium antiporter activity. Lineage: Eukaryota; Metazoa; Chordata; Testudines; Dermochelyidae. The coding region runs from base 401 to 1927 and encodes 508 amino acids. The record is from RefSeq and is a predicted model, not a curated record. The transcript has 9 exons. Gene Ontology annotation, cellular component: membrane.
GAUGGGGGCGGGGGGGGAGCCCUAGCUAUGGCUUGUAUCUACCGCUGGCAGCGGCUGCCUGGGCUAAGGGGACUCCAGCCCGAGUCCCGGCUCGUUGCCGAACCGUGGGGCGGGGAGCAGCCACCCCGCGGGACUAGCGAGGCCCCGAAACUCAGCCCCAGCGUGGUGCGCCUCCCGUUCGGGCCCGGACCGGCAGCCUGAGGGCCGGGGCGCCAGCAGCACUGGCGGGAGAGCGAGCCCGGGUCUGCGGCAGGAGGCGAGCUCCCCACCCCCAGCCUCCGCGCCGCGGCGCGGCGCGCCCGGGGGAAGCCGCCAAAACCGCCCCCUCACAUGAUCCCGCCGGCCUCCUAAUCCCCUCUGCGCCUCCCCGGCCGCCCAGUGCGAGGCUGAGGCCGGCGCGAUGAAGGGAGGCUGCGGCCAGGGCUGGAGGAACCGGGCAAGAGGCGGCCGGGCAGCCUCCGUCCUGCUGCUCCUGGGGGCUCUGGCCGCCUUUCACCUGCCUCGCAGGGGCGCUGCCGCCCAGCGGCUCCGCGGGGGCACAGAAAAUAAAACACAAUGUAUUCCCUCUCCCUCAUCGGAAUUUCCUGAUGCAUUUUUUACACAACAGGAGAGAGAAGAUGGGGGGAUCAUUAUCUAUUUCAUAAUUAUCCUUUACAUGUUUAUGGCUGUAUCCAUUGUGUGUGAUGAUUACUUCCUUCCUUCUCUAGAGAUCAUUAGUGAAUCCCUUGACCUCUCUCAGGAUGUUGCUGGAGCAACUUUUAUGGCAGCUGGUAGCUCUGCUCCUGAAUUGGUCACUGCUUUUCUAGGGGUAUUCGUGACAAAGGGAGACAUUGGAGUUAGCACCAUCCUUGGAUCUGCAAUCUAUAACCUUCUCGGUAUCUGUGCAGCUUGUGGAUUGUUAUCUAGUGUGGUUUUGAGGCUGUCUUGUUGGCCACUGUUUAGAGACUGUUUGGCAUAUGCAAUUAGUGCCGCAGCAGUCCUUGCAAUGAUAUUUGACAGCAGAAUUUACUGGUAUGAAGGUGCUUCCCUGCUGCUGAUUUAUGGGUUAUAUAUUCUGGUGCUGUGUUUCAAUAUUAAAAUCAAUCAAUAUAUUAUGAAGAAGUUUAGUCCCUGCUGUACUUGUUUUGCAAAAGCUAUGGAAGAAAACACUGAACAGCAGCCAUUAAUUGGCUGGAAGGAAGAACGUGAACCACUAAUUUGUCGACAAUCAAGAACUGAUAGUGGAAUUUUUCAUGAUGAAUCAGACUACUCACAGCUUUCUAUAAGUUUAUUUGGGCUUGAUGAAAUUUCUGAAGAUCCUCCAAGUGUCUUCAUCAUCCCUGAAGCAGAUUUUAAAAGAAUUCUCUGGGUGUUAUCUCUUCCUAUUAUUACACUACUCUAUUUAACCACACCAGACUGCAGAAGACAGUUUUGGAAAAACUGGUUCAUGGUGACGUUUUUCAUAUCAGCUGUGUGGAUUUCUGCAUUUACAUAUGUCCUUGUAUGGAUGGUAACAAUAGUUGGUGAUACGCUGGCAAUUCCAGAAACAGUAAUGGGCUUUACAUUACUAGCAGCAGGGACAAGCAUACCAGACACAGUUGCAAGUGUACUGGUGGCUAGGAAAGGGAAAGGAGAUAUGGCUAUGUCUAACAUUGUAGGAUCCAAUGUAUUCGAUAUGCUGUGUUUGGGAGUACCUUGGUUUAUAAAAACUGCCUUCAUAGAUACAUCAGCACCCGUGGAAGUGAAUAGCAGUGGUUUGACUUACACAGCUAUUUCUCUUAUUUGUUCCAUUAUUUUUAUUUUUCUGGCAGUUCACCUGAAUGGCUGGAAGUUAGAUAAAAAACUGGGAGCAGUCUGUCUAGUAAUGUACUUAGCAUUUGCUAUACUGUCAAUUUUAUAUGAACUUGGGAUCAUAGGGAACAAUCCUGUAAAGGUCUGUGGUGGCUAGUUUUAGCCAGUGACUGUACUGAGGAAGACACAAAACAAUGAGAGAGGAUCAAUUUCUUCAUUUAGUCAAAUAAAAAAAAUCCAAAACUCCCUUUGGGCUCUAAAACUUAUUUACAGAAGUUCUAAAUCAUGGCAUAAAAGUAAUCUUAAAAAUAAAACAACAUCACAGCCUAAUUGGAGCCCUUUCUUUUAGAGUCAAGAAUUACAGUGUGACUACAAUGCAUAUAUAAAACCAAAAUUCUGGAAAGGACAUCUAAUUUUUUACAUUACAAUGUUGAUACGAGCUGGGGGAAUCUGAAACACUAAACAAAUCCCACUAUGCAAUCUUGAGAACAGAGAAAAUGGCUUAUUUUAUUAAAAACAGUAUAACCAUUCAUUUAAACUGAAUGACUAGAGACACUUGGCCUAAUUUUCCAGAGGUGCCAAGCAUCCACAGUCUUUAAGGGGACUGCAGGUGUUUAGUACCUCUGAAAAUCAGGCAAACUGUCCUUAAAAACCAAACAUAGUAAGAUUUAGUUAACAAGAAUCACAGUAUAUUAAACACUAUACUGUUAAAGGCUGGUGGGAUUUAAAAGUUUGUUUUUACAGUUUUUGUAAGCAUACAAUGUUACUAAAAAUGACUUACUAGGAUAUAGAAGCUAAACAGACAUAGGAAUGUUCCUGAAUACAGUUUUAAAUUAUGCAUUGCGAUCCAAGCGUACAUCAAUUUCUCUGCCACUGAUUUUUAUGCCGUUCAUUAUUCUACAGGCUUUUUCAGCAGAUUCUGGCGAGUCAAACCUGACUGUUCCACAGCCUUUUGAUUUUCCAUUCUCCAUUUUUAUUUCAGCAAACAUUACAUGACCUGAAUAAAUAAGUUAAACAGCAGUUACUAUAAAGGCUACAUUGCACUACCAAGUUAGAUAUCAAAUGACAGAUUGAGGUAGAAAGGCAUUUAAAAAAAAUUUAGGAGGCUAAGCUUAGAUGUUAAAAUACAUUUUAGAAAACAUACUACCAUCAAAUGGGCUAACCAAGUGUAAGGCUUGCAUCCAUUUUACAGCAGAUUUUACAGCAGAAUCUUUGGGUCAAUCUGAGGUGUCAAUUAACUGCUUUACAUUUUUAUUAAAAAAAAUGUUAUUCCAAACAUUCAGGUAGUGUUUACUUAAGUUUCCUUUCAAUAAGUGUCAAAACAGCAGACAAGAAUCAGAGUAUGAAAACUCCCUGGUCUACACAAAUAGCAAUACUUCUGGUCUCAAACCAGUAUAGAAUUAAACAUGCUUUUGCUUGAAUUAAUUGAGCUCAGUUGCACAAACAGAAGAAUCCCAUUAGAAUAAGACCAGUUUUGAGGCCCUUUCAGUCACGAUUUGAGCUAUCACACAGUGAUUACUUACUAGGUGCAUGUUACAGUAAAAAUCAUAGUACAGAUCAAACGGAGCGGAAGUUCUGUUACUGGAGUGAUUAUCGAAAUAAGAAUUAAUUGAUUUUUUCAUGGAUGGACAUUCCUUUAUCCUGAAUACACUUCUUUAGAAGACUUAAGAUUUCAAAAAAGCACUCAAGACAGAAAACUAGUCAUUAACUGGGUGUUUUAAGACAGACAUUUCAUAACGAGCUAUCCUUUUAGCUACCCCAUGAUAAUACAGCCAAGCCACCACAAGUAGACAAGCCUCUCUAAAAUGUAGGCCUCAUUUUUAAGAGACUCAAUAUAAGAAUGACUUUUCACAGAAAGAAAUGAAACAUUUAGAGACAGAUAUUCUUUGUAGUCACUUUGACAUUUUCAUGAUGUACAGAUUUUGCUGAUUUGUACUAAUUACUGGUUUCUUAAAAUCAUUCAACAAUUACUACAUUAGCUGUUAUGAAGAUUGUCAAAGAGAAGCAGAUGCAUUUCUAGGGCUCAUCUAGUUAAAUCUGAACAGAAAUUGCAUAGUUUAGAAACAGGGAUACUGGGGCACAGGUAAAGAUGCAGUAUAGCUUAUUUCUGUAAAUUUAUGAAUAAAAACCAUUCUGGUAUAAGCACCUUUAUAACUGCAUCUAUACUAGGCGGUUGUACCAGUAUUAUCAGUUUAGAAACAUAUAGCUAAUGCAGUACAAAAAAAACUGUAUUUAGACAACCCUUAAACCGAGAUCCUGUUUUCAUACAUAUCCUUAGUUCCCCUCCCUGCUUCUCCUUUAUAUUAAUAUCUGCAGAAUGGCUUGUAAAGAUUUUUCCACAUUUUAAUUCCACAUUCUUCCAAUGUUCACAAAAUUCUUUUAAAUUUUAAGAUGCAACAUUACCAAGAUAACAUAUGAAAAGAAGGUGGCUAUUGAGAUUAGAGCAAUUGCAAAAAAUGGUUAUUACUGAACUUAUGUUUGGGGCAGGGACCAUCUUUUGUUUUGUGUUUGUUUAACGCCAAGUACAAUGGAGCUCUUAUCUAUAACUAUGGGUUCUAAGCACAGCAGUAAAACUUGAAGAUAGCCAAGAGGAAGAACGUUUAGGUACAAAAAUAGCCACAGGAGACUGGAAAAUAGUUUACUAUCUUAUGCAAUCCUGCCAAGUCUCAGAGGUUACAUCGACACAGAG